Messenger RNA from Siniperca chuatsi (mandarin fish), 5956 nucleotides. RefSeq names its product collagen alpha-1(I) chain. Bases 173 to 5689 code for a protein of 1838 amino acids. The record is from RefSeq and is a predicted model, not a curated record. NCBI's taxonomy places the organism in Eukaryota, Metazoa, Chordata, Actinopteri, Centrarchiformes, Sinipercidae. Gene Ontology annotation, molecular function: extracellular matrix structural constituent. The transcript has 64 exons.
UGCUCCUCUGUGGGAUGAACUGUGGCACAGCCUCUCCCUUACCGUCUCUCUGUCCAGACUGGAGUUGUAUCUGGAGAGCACCCACUGGUGUCGAGACCUGGGACCGCAGAUCAACACUUUAGGCCUGACGCUGUUGGGAGGAGCUUCGCGUCCUCACCACACACCCUUUACCAUGAUCUUUGUCUUAGGAGAUCCUACAGCAGCAGAGCAGCACUGUCGAGAUCACAGCAGCACAUGCUCAGCUCUGACAGACACACAGGAGAUUGGAGCUAUACAUGAGGUGACCAUUCUGCCUGGGAUCAGAGUAUCAUCCAGACCAGAAAAUUCCCCCCAAGACACAACUCUACUGGCUGGUCCCACUGAAGUGACACCAAGGCUGCAUCCAGUGAGCGGCACUUCGCCUCUGAAGUCACAUCCUGAUCCAGAGGAUGUUGACACAAAAGCUGUAGUGACAACCGAGGCUGACACAGACACUCAGACUGUAGGCUCAACCAACAGAGAAAAGGAAAAACCAACAACUGUGAGUAAGGAAGUAAAUCAAGAUACUGAACCACAGCCUCUCUCUCUGACUGGAAAUGGGCAGCUUUCUAAUUUGCACCCUGACAUAUUAGGGACAAAGAAGGAACUGUGGAGCACAGAAGGAAGUGUCAUAACCAGGACUGCUUCUGUCCACACACUUCAAACUGCUCAGCACCAAAGACAAGUUCAUCGACCAUUCGAUGCAGCAAAGGAGAGCUCUGGAACAAGUGAUGCAUCUGUCUUGGAAAAUGUUGAAACGGCCCUUUCGAGCCCUAACGUUCAACCUGAGAACCCCACAGCUCCAGGUGUCUCAUCAGGAGGGGCAGGGGGAGUUGCAGAAACGGCAAGUACACAGAGAUCUUUCUCUAAUGGGCCACAGGACUCUGAGUUUGCUACUGGAUCUACUCUUAUCUCAGGCCCCAUCACAGAAUCAGGGUUUGUCGCUUCCAGCUUGUACCCUUCAUCUGAAGGAGGAGUAAGGGAGGCGAGACAGGAAGCAUCGCCACUAGUCUUUAUGCCUCCAAUUUCCCCACCAGUUAAACUCUUAAGACAGACAGAACAAAAUAUAUCACUCGACAGAGCAGCAACUGAGGACUUUGCUGCACCUCAGACAGCUCCAGCCUUAAACCUGACUGUUUUAACUCCCACACUACAAAGCAGAGAAGCACUAAGUACCAGGAACAUGGAAGGUGAGAUGGGUAAUGUUUCAGCCAGUGUGAUAAAAGAAAAAGAGGAAAUGGAAGACAGGUUGGAAACUGUUUCACCCAAAACAGAAACAUCAUCACAACAACAACUUCCAGGUGGGGAGCAGGGGAGUGGGACAGAGACAGAUGAAGAUGAGAUAGAUUUAGGGGUGGAGGAGGAAGUACAAAGACAAGCAGAGAUGAAAAAAGAAAGCUAUGAUAAUGACAUUGACAUCUCUGAGGAUUAUAAUCAGUCCUCACCUGAUUUGAGCAGCACUGAAGACUCCUUCAUCCAAUCAGAGACUGAAUCCGCACAACAGACUGUUAAAGCAGCCAACCAGCCGCCUACAUACACAGUCCAACAUCACGGGGCAGGAUUAAGACCUCGAAUCAGAGGUCAAAGGGGGUUGCAGGGUCCACCUGGGCUAUCAGGACUACCAGGGCCUAAAGGAGACAAAGGUUAUCAAGGCGUUAUGGGCAGGACCGGGCGGACAGGAUACAGGGGCCCCAUUGGUCCUCCUGGGAUGCCUGCCAUUGUUGUAUUUAAAACCUCUGAAGAAGAGUGGGAGGCUUUCAAGAAAAACAAGAUCUAUAAAAAGCUGAUUUCUUUCUGGCCGAAACUUAAGGGGCCUCUGGGGCCUCCUGGACCUCCUGGAGAUGACGGACCAAUUGGGCCACCUGGAAUUACUGGGAAGCAAGGACGAAAAGGAGUUCAAGGGAAAAUCGGCAGUCCUGGACCACAAGGUAUGCCGGGUCCCCAGGGCCGACCCGGAAGAGAUGGGAGCCCAGGAGAGAACCCUGAUCCAGGCCUUCCAGGCUUACCUGGAGAACAGGGUCCUCAAGGCUACAGAGGAGAGAAGGGCAGCAAAGGGGAGCUGGGUGAGUGGGGUUAUCAAGGGGAGGCUGGACCACAGGGAAACAGAGGACAAAAAGGAGACAAGGGAAAUAAAGGAGUGAGAGGCAUCGUUGGCAUCCCUGGCUACAUAGGACUGCCUGGAGCCAGGGGUCCUUCUGGGUUUCCAGGACCACCAGGAUCUCUGGGAGAGACUGGAGCUCCAGGCUUUGGUGGACCACCAGGCCCACCUGGCAAAAUGGGCCCCAGAGGCAUAAAAGGUGUCCUAGGAGUUAAAGGACCUCCGGGUCAUCAAGGUGAACUGGGAGCCAGAGGAGCAGCUGGACCACAGGCAGAGGCUGGUCCUGAUGGAAGGGUUGGGUUUCCCGGUGUCCGUGGCCCUCAGGGAAACCCAGGACCAGAUGGGCCUCCAGGUCCUAAAGGUGACCCUGGUGAUUCAGGAGAUGAAGGGGAAAUAGGGGAAUCUGGACCACCUGGACUUAAUGGAGCCAAUGGGAAUCCAGGAAAGCCUGGACCCUCAGGUGAUCCCGGGGCUAAAGCCAAGCGAGGUGAGAAGGGUGAUCCAGGGUUCAAGGGAGACCUGGGACCUCCAGGGCCCCCAGGUAAACAAGGAUUUAAAGGCCGUCGAGGCCCUCAAGGAGUUGAGGGACUUGGAGGACCAACAGGGCCAACAGGACCUCCUGGACCCAGUGGGUUUGAUGGCAUCUUGGGGGAGCAAGGGAAGCAAGGAAAAGAUGGAUUGAAGGGAGACAGAGGGCCAAGCGGUAUUCAAGGAGUUCCUGGGCCUCGAGGCAACAAGGGUCGAGAAGGUCGAGCAGGAUUUUCUGGAUUGCCAGGUCCAAUUGGAGAGAUGGGAAAAUCUGGAGAGAGGGGACGUGAAGGAGAACCUGGUAUUAAGGGAAUGCCUGGAGUCCUAGGAGUGACUGGACCUAAAGGCCUAAAGGGAUUUCAAGGUCCUUUAGGUAACAGGGGACAGGAGGGACCUCUUGGAGCUGUGGGACCCAUUGGUGCAAAUGGAAUGAAUGGGGACACUGGACCCCCUGGACCAAAAGGAUUGCCUGGGAAGACAGGAGCUCUUGGCCUCCAAGGACCCGUAGGGAAGAGUGGAGAAGCUGGCAGCAGAGGAAUGAAGGGAGUGUCAGGAAAGCCAGGAGUGCAAGGGGUUAAAGGUAAAGACGGCCCAGGAGGACUUCCAGGAAGUGAAGGCUUAAAGGGGAAGAAAGGUGAGGAGGGACCAAGGGGGAAACAAGGCCGCCCAGGUGAGAUGGGCAUGCCUGGACCACGAGGAUACAGAGGAUCUCCUGGUGUCCAGGGUAACAUUGGACCAUGGGGUGAGGUUGGGUCUCGUGGCCUUCCAGGUGACCAGGGGCUACAAGGUCCAGUCGGCCCCCUUGGAGUUACAGGUUACCCAGGUAAAGAUGGACCUCAAGGAACAACUGGAUCAGCUGGUGUCAAAGGAGAUAAGGGAUCCAGAGGAGCUUUGGGGCAGGAGGGAGUUGCUGGUCUCGAUGGUGAGGAGGGUCCAGUUGGACUGAGGGGACCCGAGGGGCCAGCUGGACAAAACGGCAUACCUGGUGACAAGGGGAACACUGGACCUCCUGGACAGAAAGGGCCAAAGGGAGCUGAAGGCAACAGAGGCAACCAAGGGCCACAGGGAGCAAAGGGGCCACCAGGGAAACAGGGAUACAGGGGUGCACCAGGGGACAGAGGAAAACUAGGGGUUCCAGGGCUCAAGGGUGAGCCAGGUACCAGAGGUUCUUCAGGCAUGCCUGGACAGUUCGGACCAGGGGGCAACACUGGAGCAGCAGGGGCCAAAGGCCAGAAGGGGCUCCGUGGACACACUGGCCCCCCUGGCAGUAUAGGUCCCCCCGGACAAAUUGGACCAUCAACACCAGGUUUGCCAGGCAUGAGAGGUGUUGAGGGCAAAACUGGUAUCCCUGGACCAAAGGGCAGUCAUGGUAAGAAGGGCAAACUUGGUCAUCCAGGCAGCAAAGGAGACAUGGGCAUUAGAGGUCAAAAGGGUGCAAAAGGAGAGCCUGGGACAAGAGGCACAAUGAGGACAGUGGGGAAGAUGGGGUUCAUUGGCACUCCAGGUGCAAAAGGUCGACCUGGUCCUGCUGGUCCUCCCGGUCUUCCAGGAACUAAAGGAAUUCAGGGGCCAAAGGGAAAAAGAGCCCAGCCUGGAAAGAAAGGAAAGAAAGGAGCACCUGGAAAAACUGGGGCUGAAGGCCCGCUGGGAAGACCAGGACCUGCUGGACGACCUGGAAAACCCGGCCUAAGAGGUUUGGAUGGGUUACUAGGGGUUGAGGGUAAUGAAGGAGAUCCGGGUGAUAUUGGUUUCAGAGGCGCUCCUGGAAAACCUGGCCGGCCUGGCAAAAUGGGAAAACCUGGACCUCCUGGGAUCAUGGGAAACACUGGAGCACCAGGCUUCAAGGGUAAAGCUGGACUUAAAGGAAAACAAGAGCCCCCUGGACCAAUGGGGCCAAAGGGUAUUCCAGGACUGAGAGGAGAGAAGGGAGAGUCUGGAAUUACUGGUCCAAAGGGUCUUCCAGGUGACACAGGAAUACUGGGACCAAUCGGGCCUCCUGGGCUAAAGGGGAAUCCUGGUUUGCAGGGGCUAAAAGGGCAAAGAGGUCAUAAAGGAAAGCUGGGGCAUAGCGGUCCUCGUGGUCCACAUGGGCGAAAAGGCUUCCUUGGACUUCCUGGCCAGCUUGGAAAGAAGGGAAUGAAAGGUGUCCAAGGCAGGAGAGGACCAAAGGGAGUGAAGGGCAAGCGUGGACCUCCAGGAAAACCAGGUGCACCAGGCAAGCGCAGGCCUACACAAAGACGGGGAUCAAAACCUGAGCCAAAACCAGGUCAAAGAAAUGAGCUGAGGCCCCAAACAAGACCCAGACAGAAACUGACAAAUGUGCCAAGAUCCAGACAAACACCCAGGCUCCUGAAGCAAAGGGAAGGACAACAAAAACGGCCCAGGAGAUGGUCUGAAAGAGAUGAGGCUGAGGAAUCCUUCAGCUGGCCCCGGGGAACCAAAGACGACCCUGCCACCACCUGCCACGAGCUGGGACUCAUACACCCACAUCUGAAUAAUGGUUAUUUUUACAUGGACCCCAACCAAGGCUGUCCCUAUGAUGCUGUGAAGGUAUCCUGUAACUUCACAGCAGGAGGAACAACCUGCAUUGACCCUUUACAGUCACAGAUUAAAUUAAGUUGGGAACCAGAAAAGAAGAAAUCAAAAAUGUCUGUCCAGUGGUUUAGUGAGCAACAUGGUGGAAACAAGUUUGAGUAUGCUGGUGUGGAUGUUGUUCAGCUGAGGUUUCUGCGGUUACACAGCCACACAUCUUUCCAGCACAUGACUGUCAGCUGUACAGCAAACCUCUCCAGUACUGCUGGCACAACUAAUUCAGCCAAUAAAAUGAUUCACCUACUGGGAGACUCUGGCAAAGAAAUACACCUUACCACAGUGUCCAGGAAAGGCUGUGAGGUGGAGGUGGUUGUGAUGGUCCGGGGGAGCACGGAGCUACAUCGAGGUGAUAUGGAGUUACUUCCUGUCAGAGAUCUGGGUGUAGAGAUGAGGUCACUAUCUCCCCUUGUCCCUGAGAUCACUGUUGUUUUGGGACCCCUCUGCUUCUUGUGACCGAUGAGUAGUGUGUGUGUGUGUGUGUGUGUGUGUGCAUGUUUGUGUAUGUGCCUUGGUAUGAUGAAAUUGUGUAAAUAUCUCUUUUAUAUAGAAAGCAGGGAUAUGUGAUGUCUAGAUAUUUUACAUGAACCAUUUUGUUAGGAUUAAUUUGCUCAGUACUGUAUUUUCUGUAUAUUUAUUGAAUUGUCACAAGCUGAAUGAACUGUUAGAUUUUAUCAUAUAAAGAAUUUUAUAAAUUGUUAUUAAAUGUUUAAAUAAAAUUGA